CAGAUUAGGGUGAUGCUUCAGUCUGUCCUGGUGAAGAGGCAGCUGCAUGAGCUGAAAAGUGAUGAUGUGGAUUGACUGGUCCAUCAACCCAUCCCCAGGUUAAACAGAUUAUUAUUUAAGGAAUAAGAUCAUGGGUACAAUGAGUUGAAAUUAGCUUCCUGAAUAGGUGGGCUGGGAGCUGAACUCCUAAUUUUCCACAAAAUAUUACUGAAAUCUGGCCUUGUUUUUAUAAACCCAGUGUGGUGUGUUGUAUUGGAUGCAUCUUUACCAAUACGUCACAUGCAGUUGGUGUUACCCCAGUACAUAUGAAAAAUAUUUAGGUUUAUUUUUCAAUCACUGGUUCUACAGUGCAGCAAUUUCUGUAUUCUCCUAAAAAAUUGUUAUAUUAAAUUAGAUUUUUUUUAAUUUUUAUUUUCAGUUACUUUGUUCACAUUUCCUGCUGUUAGUUUUGAUUCCUGUUACCAGCAGGUGCUACAGAUUGUGACUCACCCGGUCUGUAUUACUGACGAUCUUCCUCUUUAUAAAGUUUGACUCUUCUCUGUGAUCAUGGUUUAGUUUCUGUCUGUAGAAUAGUUUUUUUCUGCAUGUAGGGGCUCUUAAUUAGUCAAUUUAAUUUCCUCCUUUUCUUCUUCCCUUCAACAAAGUUAAUGAGUGAGUUCACCUUUUGCUUUCUCCCGUUAUCCUUCUGUCUUGCUGAGGUUUCUCUACAUUCAGGCUCUCACUCAUCACUAGAUUAAUCAGAAGCAGUACUGGUCUUCAUUUUUCUAACAUGCCAGGCCAUGCAAAGAACUUUAAAGGUUUAGCACGAAAAAAAUAUCUUUAAAUGAAAGUUUUGAAUGAAUAUACACAAUGAUCUAUUGAAUAAAACAACCCACAUGAAAACGGAUAGCAAACAUAUAAAUUCAAAUGUUCCUGCUAUGUGUCUGUCUUCUAAGCUUUGCUAAUAUUUUAGACAUUUUCUCCUGGUUUUUGCUGAGAUUCUCUUCUUUUAUUCAAUCCCAGUCUCUGUGUGACUAAACUAAAAUAAGUUCUUCAUCUCAAUUAAACACAUUGGUUUCUCUCACUUAUAAAUUGAAACUGGCUUAUCUUGUCCACUCACAGACUCAGAUCUAAAGUUUGUCUACCGAUUUAUUCCAAUGGUCAAUCUGAUAUGCACAAUAUUUAUCUAUGAAAAUUACUAACUUUGAGCGGAUAAUUUUUUUCUUUAUUCAUUUAUGUGGAUUUUUUUUUCCCUUCAAGGUGCCCAUUUUUGAACAUGUCUCUCACUUCUAGGACCACCCUUAAGUCUAAAAGUCCAGAGAUAAGACAGAGGAAUGAAAAAUGUUCUGAAGAAUCUAAUCUGCUGAUAUUUUUGCUUUACCACCUCUUGAUAUAUGAACAGAUCAGGUUGUUUAAAGAAAUAAUAAGAAAUAUUAUUUUUUUAUUGAACCUUAGUUUUAAAUUGCCACACCAACAUAUACAAUUCCCAAGCUUCUCCUUUGGUUUUUGGUUUUCGGGUCCCCCCCAAACCCCUUCUGACCACCCCUUAAAAACUUUGUGGAUGUGCUCCUGCUCAAGAAGACUCGGGAAGCUACAAAUAAAAUCGGUAAUUAAUAGCCUGAUUCCCUGUAAGCUUCCAUGGUCGAUCAGUCACAGAUCAGCGUGCAUCAGUCCCUUUGCUAUUUCUGAUUAAGUUGCUGUGCAUCCCGUCACGCCGCCAGGAGUUGUGCGCAGCUCCCCGGACGUGCUCGCGUCGCGCCGCUCCGCGCCGCGCCUCCCCCUCUUCUCCUCCCGUUCUCCCUCCCUCCAAAGGUGACCGGGGAGUCGCGCUCCGUGCCCGUUAUUUACCGUCCCGAAGUUGAAGCGGAACCUGACGCAGAUCGGCUGAUGGAGGUUCUCUGCUGGGCGUGCAGCUCCUCUCUCCAUCCUUCCACCCUGCAGGUGAAUCGUUCCUCACAUGUUCGUCUCUGCGCUGCUGCGCUCUUCUUCGCCCGGGCUUCGUCUUCAUCCAAAGUCAUGUCCCCCCUGACGCUCAGAUGUUGGUGAAAGGACGCGCAUGCGUUGAUUUAUUUUGGAAUACUAAUUUUGCCUCCUAAGUUGCGUCCCUGCGAGUAUCCGAUGUGGAAGCCGCUGGCAGCAUCAGAGUUGCCAGCAAUGUGGAUUACAGUCUGCAGCGUGUCUCUGCUCAUCACUGUGGUCUGCGGUGCGCAAAGCGCAAACGAACCCAGCAACAUGUCCUACGUAAAAGCGACUGUUGACAAGUUGCUGAAGGGCUAUGACAUCCGUCUGCGGCCUGAUUUUGGAGGAGCUCCGGUGGAUGUGGGGAUGAGAAUAGACAUCGCCAGCAUUGACAUGGUGUCUGAAGUCAACAUGGACUACACCAUCACCAUGUAUUUCCAGCAGUCUUGGAGAGAUAAGCGGCUGUCCUAUACAGGCAUUCCCCUAAACCUGACCCUGGACAACCGGGUGGCUGACCAGCUUUGGGUUCCUGACACCUACUUUAUUAAUGACAAGAAGUCUUUUGUCCAUGGGGUGACUGUCAAGAACAGGAUGAUCCGACUACACCCUGACGGAACUGUGCUUUACGGCCUCAGGAUCACCACGACAGCCGCCUGCAUGAUGGACCUUCGCAGAUACCCGCUGGAUGAGCAGAACUGCACCUUGGAGAUCGAGAGCUAUGGGUACACCACAGACGACAUUGAGUUUUACUGGCAGGGAGGAAGCAAUGCGGGGUCAGUCACUGGAGUGGAGAACAUUGAGCUGCCUCAGUUUUCCAUCAUUGAUUACCAAACCCUGUCCAAGAAAGCUGUGUUUGCCACAGGUUCGUAUCCACGACUGUCACUGAGUUUUAAACUCAAGAGGAAUAUUGGCUAUUUCAUUCUGCAGACUUACAUGCCAUCCAUCCUGAUCACCAUCUUGUCCUGGGUCUCCUUCUGGAUAAAUUACGAUGCGUCGGCUGCCAGAGUGGCUUUAGGUAUAACCACGGUGCUGACCAUGACCACCAUUAACACCCACCUGAGGGAGACCCUGCCAAAGAUCCCCUACGUCAAGGCCAUUGACAUUUAUCUCAUGGGCUGCUUUGUCUUUGUGUUUCUGGCCCUGCUGGAGUAUGCCUUUGUUAACUACAUCUUUUUUGGCCGUGGUCCUCACCUACAGAAGAAAGCAGCGGAAAAGGCUGCUAAGUCCAACAAUGAGAAUAAGGGUCGACUGGAGAGCAGUAAAGUGCAGGUCGACGCUCAUGGCAACAUCCUUCUGACGAACCUCCCCACUGAGAUGGGGGGACCGGAUAUGAUGGGCGCCCUCAACGAUCCUCGGGCCACCAUGUUCUCCUACGACAGUGCCAGCAUACAGUACCGCAAGCCCAUGACGAGCCGGGACCUGUAUGGACGGCCAGCCCUCGACCGGCCAAUUGGACACAAGAAAAGCCGCCUGCGGAGGAGAGCUUCACAGCUGAAAGUCAAGAUCCCGGAUCUCACAGACGUCAAUGCCAUAGACAAGUGGUCCCGGGUCGUCUUCCCGAUCACAUUCACCUUCUUCAACUUGGUCUACUGGCUGUAUUACGUCCACUAGGGCAGCGGUUGUGAGCAUGAGCGGUAGAUGAUGGGUACUUUUUUUGUUGUUUAUUUCUCAAGGGAAGCUCAAUCCUGUACAGUAAUGAAAGUAGAAGAGUUCAGCCCAUUUGUACAAAUCCUCUUUUGGAACGAGUAGUUCUAGUCUUUACAGUGUAAAUACAAUUUAAUAUAUGAAAUAUAUAAAUGGAUAUAUAUAAAGACAGAGAUAUAAUUUAUUAAAAAAAUUCAAUUUUGCUGUAUACAUACAGUUAGUUAUAGAGAAAGAAGUAGUGGUGAAUUAAAGACAGUAAAGUUUUGGUAUUUACAGGUUCAAAGAUGCCAAAAACACAAUGGUGGCUUUUGUUUGUCUUCUUUUCUUUUAGCCCUCCUUUGCAUGUUAAUAGAAGUCAACUUUUGUUUGCUUCCAAUGCAAAAAACAAAAUAGAAACCGAACAAAAACACAAGGUAACUCAAACAGGAUUAAACUUGAGCUGAGUAAGGUUAUUGUGGAAAAAAGGGACAAAACAUAAGACUGAUGCAGAGAUUAAACUCUCCAUCCAUCCUUGCAUACUUACUACAUCCAUACAUCUGUAUAGGUAACCAACCAAUCCAUCAAUCCCUCUCUCUCCUUGCAAAAUCAAAGUGUGGUCAAGUCAGAAGGAAUAUAUAAUCCUUUCACUUCUGUUUCUGCCUCCAAGACUCCUCCCAGUAUGCUAUACCUGGAAAGUCUUCCAGCCGAGGCCUCCUGAUCAGAAGAUCUUAUCCUUUAGGACAUGAUCAAAAACUAAUGAUCAAAGGUGAAGGUGGGAAGGUGGACCAGUAAAUCCAGAGCUUAGACUAAAGCCCAGCUCAGUUUGGUCUUCACCAUGAUAGACAGCAACAACACCUUCAUUACUACAGGCAAAAUCUAAUCCAUCUAUUAAUUUCCUGCUCCAUCUUGCCAUCAUCUGGGACAAAGCACCAAUGUACUUCCUGUAUUCCUAGACCCAGGAUCACUGGAGUACCCAGGUCCCUCCAUAACAUUAAAGUGGUUCUGCUGAAGGAAUUUUGUUCUUGAUCGAGUUCUCACUGGUCUCUGACCUUUUCGUUGUUUGUAGAAAACUGAUGCACAUUGAAGAUUAACUAGAAUUGUUAAACCUGCUAAAAUUAGGCUUUAUUAUUCAUAAAUGCUGGCAAUAUUCUGCCCAAGAGCUGCAAGUCUGGUAUCUCACCUGACCACCUGCUGAAUCAGCUCUUCAUCAGAGAACUAUCUGAAUCGAACUUAACAGAUAUGUGAAAGUCACACAUUGAACCAGACUCCAGGAUUUAGAGUACACAUGGAUUCAAAGCUCUACUGUAAAUUAAUAACUCUGGUGCUGUUAUUUGAAACUUAAACGUCAGCUAACUUUUUGAUCGCAUCCAGUGAGCUUUGUGCCCUCUGUGCAUUAAACAACAUUUGAGCUGCAGCUGUAGGUUUCCCAGCUCGGGUUUAUCCCAGUCUAGAUGAUGUUUCAGUAAAGAUCUGUUGUAUUUUUGCCUCUCUUUCUGCUGGCCUUAUGUUUAUAGAGAAGGUAGAGCUAAAUUUCAUUUACAAAAUGGAAACUUCUUUUUAUGCCGCUGUUUAAACAUUUCACACCCAGAGAUAGAGAUAUAUUGGAAACCUGGUGCUUAUAUUUUUUACUACACAAGUCCCACAAAUUUUAAUGGAAGACGCCAAGUCAUCUGGCUCUUUCAGCAGGAAAGGCCUCUUUUGGCAUUUAGAACUGCGUCACAUGACUUUUUAUUCUGCAGCAGAGAGAAAUGAUUAAUUUUGCUUAUCUACAGAGACAAACAUUUCCUUUGGAAAAAGUCCACCGAAAUUUAUCUAUGAACUCUUUUAAUCUGAUUAUGCUCCUAUAUUUUAGUUCAUUUGGAGAUAUAGAAUAGAUUUUUAUCAUCUAAAAAUGUUACUUUUUAAAACUUAGAGCAGCAAAUUCCACACUAUGCUUUUUUUUUUCGUCCUUAAUUUUACACUUCUUGACAAAAUGGUUUAGCACCCAGGGAGUGGUGGAAAUUAAAUUAACUGUUGUAUUGCUGUAUCUCUUGCAGGGUGUAGACCUCCUUUAGGCUUGGAUGUAACGCUUGAUACAGACACUGUGUCUUCUGCUGCAGUAGGGUUGUCCACAUCUUUGCUUUGGCACUGAUUCUUAGCUGAUUCCAUGUAUGCUUGGUGUGUUGUCAGAAACUCAGAGUCCCUUAUUUAUAAUAUGAUACAACUUGUCUUCAAUUUUUACCCCUUAGUUAUUGUGCCACUAGAAAUGUUGCCAUCUUUGCUCUAAGACAGUGGUGUCCAAAGUCGGUCCUGGAGGGCCGGCAUCCUGCACGUUUUAGUUCUCUCCCUGGUGGUACCAACAA
Messenger RNA from Xiphophorus maculatus (southern platyfish), 5903 nucleotides. RefSeq names its product gamma-aminobutyric acid type A receptor beta1 subunit (gene gabrb1). Bases 2098 to 3549 code for a protein of 483 amino acids. The transcript is spliced from 9 exons. Gene Ontology annotation, cellular component: membrane; neuron projection; synapse. Gene Ontology annotation, biological process: chemical synaptic transmission; monoatomic ion transmembrane transport; nervous system process. Lineage: Eukaryota; Metazoa; Chordata; Actinopteri; Cyprinodontiformes; Poeciliidae. The record is from RefSeq and is a predicted model, not a curated record. Gene Ontology annotation, molecular function: extracellular ligand-gated monoatomic ion channel activity; neurotransmitter receptor activity; GABA-A receptor activity.